ACUUGCUUAGAUUUUUACAUUUAUUUUCAGAUCAAAGUCUUGGAUAACCCAUCAGGUGUCUUUCAUUUUAUGCAAUCCCUUGCCUUGCUAAUGUCUCCUGUCAAAAAUCGGGCGGACUUCAUGUGCCAUAUGAAACCGAGUGAAAGGACAAGUUCCUCUUCAUCUGGGAAAGAAUCUGGAAACUGGACCCUGGUAGAUGAAGGAGGAGAAGAGGAUGAAGAUCCUGAGACAAGCUGGAUUCUGCUUUUGGAAGAUGACUUGAUUGCCCUGUUGUCACAAUUUCCAUUUCAUGAGCUCUUCCAACAGUUCCUUGGGUUUAAGUCUGGAGGUGCUUAUUUUCCUGAAAAAACAACUCCCCAGGAGAUGAUGAAGAUUUUUGCUUUUGCAAAUUCCUUAGUAGAACUUCUGUCUGUGGGGUUGGAAACAUUUAACAGAGCACGGUACCGGCAGUUUGUGAAACGAAUUGGUCAGCUGAUCAAGAUGACGCUUUGCCAUGUGAGUGACCACUGGGCCAUAUAUGUUAAUGACAAUAAACAAUAUGGAUCAGUAGCUCAUCUCUACUCUGUGGAAAAAUUGCAACUGGAGUUUGAUGAGCUGUUUUUUAGAGCUGUUCUACAUGUUCUGAAGGCAAAAAGAUUGGGAGUCUGGUUGUUCAUGUCCGAGAUGCCUUACGAAACCUUAUCCAGCAACAUGCUUUGGAGGCUCUUCUUUGUUAUGCACUGUGCAGAGAGCGAGCACCUGGAAAAGCUCUGCUCUGAUCUGCAACCUACUGACUGCAAACGAAGACUCACAGACCCAGAGCAUCUUGACAAUUUUGAGAAGUAUCUCAAAUCUAUGAACUGCUCAGAAGAAAUCUGUCUGCUCACCACAUUUGCUCAGAUGGCACAAACCAAACGGGCUGAUAUUGAUGAGGAUUUUGUCAAAAUCAUUGUUCUGGAGAUAUAUGAGGUGUCUUAUGUUCGUCUUUCCACAAGAGAGACAUUUUCAAAAGUUGGUCGAGAACUCUUGGGAGCAAUUGCCGGCAUCCAUACACAGAUUGUUUCUGUGCUGCUGGAUCGAGUUAGAGAGACCAUUGAGCAAGUUGGGAUGGUUUCUUUAUAUCUGUUUAAAGAACUGCCAUUGUACCUUUGGAAGCCUUCUUCCUCUGAGAUAGCACUGAUCCGUGACUGGUUAUUAAAUUACAACCUAACAACAGUGGAGAAUAAACUAGCCUGCAUCAUCUUGGAGGGGCUAAACUGGGGAUUUGGUGAGCAUGAUGCUCUUCAUCUGGAUCCAGCUGUCCAUGCUGAAGUUGCAUUGAUGGUCCUGGAAGCAUAUCAGAAAUAUCUCUCCCAGAAGCCAUAUGCUGGGCUGCUUUCUGAAAGCAUAAAACAGGUCUCCUACUUAGCCAGCAUUGUUCGGUACGGAGAAACGCCAGAGACCUCCUUUAAUCAGUGGGCAUGGGGGUUGAUCUUGAGGUUAAAACUUCACAGAAAUGACCGUGGCGUGCAGCAUGGCUGGCCUGUAGUCCCUGGGUGCGACAGUGUGCUCGACAUGACGGAGUCGGUCACACUUCAUCCCCUCCUGAAGGCCGUUAAAGCAAGCGUCCCUCUGGGAUGUUAUAUGGCACUGGCAAUGACUGCGCUAGGUCACAGCAUUGAGAAGUUCUGUGCUGACGGUAUCCCUCUCUUGGGUGUACUCGUUCAGUCUCGAUACCUGAGAACAGUAGUCCAUGUGCUCGAUAAAAUUUUACCCUUAUUUUACUGUUGCCCAUAUUAUCUCCUGAAGAAUGAACAGUUUUUAUCUUACGUCCAGCUGUUCCUUCAUUUGGAUAGCGGAGUCCCUCAAGGCAUGACCCAGCAGGUUACCCAUAAGGUAACGCAGCACUUGACAGGUGUGAGCUAUGGAGAAAAUAUUAAGCUGCUGAGUAGUAUGAUACAGACUCACAUUUUUCAAAGUGACCAGCCACAUGGAGUGGGGCCGACUGCAGUGCUCGAGUUCUGGGUUCAGCUCCUCACCAGCCAGCAGCUGUGGCACAGGGACCGGGCGACACUUUUCUUACUGGAUGACUUGUGUAAAGCUGCUUUUCAGUACAGUCAAGAGGACUGUGUACAAAAGUUGCUUUACCAGCAACACAAGAAUGCUUUGGGCUAUCAUUGUGACAAAGGUCUGCUGUCUUCGCUUGUUAGCUGGAUUGUGGCAGGCAACGUGACACCUUCCUUUGUUGAAGGCAGUGCCAAUUCCUCUCAGGUCUGGUUUGCCUGGGUGGUGUUAAAUAUGGAGUCAAUAUUUGAAGAAGAUUCACAGCUCCGCAGGGUUGUGGAGGGGGAGUUGGUUAUCAAUGCUUUGACUCCUGAUCAAGCUUUGAAGAAGGCACAGACUCAACUGAAGCUGCCCAUUGUGCCAUCCCUCCAGAGGCUCAUGAUUUACCGCUGGGCCCACCAGGCGGUUGCUACCCCUGCUGAUCACCCUCUCAUGCCGCUCAUCUGGCAGAAAUUCUUCCUCCUUUACCUGCACCGACCAGGACCACAGUAUGGAUUACCUGUAGAUGGAUGUAUCGGAAGGCGUUUUUUCCAGAGUGCAGCUCACGUUACCUUACUAAAUGAAAUGAAGCAGCGCUUAAUAGAGGUAGCAGACUUCCACCAUGCUGCCAGUAAAGCAUUGAGAGUGGAGAGUCCUGCUGAGGGCAGUGACAGAUCACCAGAGAAGGCAAACUGCUCACCAGAUUACCUGACUUCACCAGAACUACAUAAGGAACUUGUCAGGCUUUGUAAUGUUUUUGUUUUGUGGCUGGAAGAGGAGAGUUUCCAGAAAGGAGACAUAUACAUUCCUUCUUUACCGAGGCAGUAUGAUGCACACAGACUUGCUAAAGUCAUGCAGAAUCAACAGGAUUUGUGGAUGGAGUAUGUCAAUGUUGAACUCAUACACCAUGAGUUUCAGGAAGCUCUAAACCUUUGGCUGCAGGUUCAGCUUGAAUCUCAUGCAGCUGGUGUUUCUGCAGGGCAAACAGAUUUCACCAACCCAUUUUCAGCUAAAGAGAGGAUAAUGAGUAAUUUGAAGAAGUUUGAUACUCCCCAGCCCCCUCUUCCCCUCCAGACGAUGAAAGCUCCUGUGCCAGUUAUUUCCUCUGGCAGUCUAGUAAGUCAGAAAGAAGCAAUUCAGCUCAUGCGUGUGGACCUUAACAUCUUGCAGCAACAUGCCAAAACUGCAGCUCUCUGGGAAUCCCAGCACGUUGGUCUUAAUAGUGAACUACUGGACACUAUACCUAAGCUGUAUGUCAAUCGAGAAGAGCAGAUAACUGUCCACUUGGAGUGCCGGGGAAGCUCAAAUAGAGGCUGUCAGGGAGCAGCUCAUAUAACCAUCCAGUUUGAAGGGAAACAUAAAAAUGAAGCAGUGAGCCAGCAGCUUCAUGCUUUACGUAAAGAGGUGAGACAACUGCAGGCAGAAGCUACGAAGCCACCUUCUCUGGGUGUUGUGGAAGCAGCAGUACAUGUGGAAAAUUUUAUAACGGCCUUAAUCAAUAUCUACAAGUUGCAGCCUAUGCCUGCAAUUAAGAAGGUUGGAAUUAGUUUGUUUUUCACGUUGAUUGAAUAUGUGUGUGAUGAAACUCAACGCAAUCCUCCCACAAGGCAGUUCUUCACAUCCUGCAUUGAAAUUCUAGGCCAAGUGUUCAUCAGUGGGACCAAGUCGGAAUGCAAACGUCUCCUCCAGACAAUCCUGCAGAAUCGAAGGCUCUGCACUCUUCUUUCUCCUUACUUCACUCCUGUUGCCUCUCCCGAUGAAUUUGUAACUUUAUAUGAAAAAGUCGUGGCCUUUUUGAGCGAGGACAACAGUGAUGUUGUCUUCAUGCUGCUGACAAAGUUUGACCUUACACAAUGGUUAAGUGUUGCUAAGCCACCUCUGUCUGAACGUACCAAGCUCCUGGAGUCUAUUCACUUGGCUCUCAAUGCGUGUGGCCUAGAGCCUGAAGAAGAUCUUUUGAUGCCAUUCAAUAUCUUUUGCAAACAUUGGACUAACCUUCUCCAGUAUCAGUUCCCUGAUCACUAUAGUGAUUUCCUAAGAUUGAUUGUGCAAAGCUCAUCAGAGCAGCUUCUAAGCCCUGACUGUUGGAAGGUAUCACUUAAAGCUUUGGGAUGUGGUUCACCAGUGACUGAACAGGGAAGCUUCAAGAAAAGUGAUUCGACUGAAAAUCCCGUACUGCGGGAUGCUGCAAAAAUUCUCCUCUCUGUAGAACAGGUUCGAGAAACAGUAGAAUGGCUUUCCACAUCUUUCUGCAAACUCCGACUGGCUUCAGUGGACUUCAGGACGUUUGGCUUGUUUUCAAAGUGGAGUCCUUAUGUGGUUGAAGUGAACAAAUUUUUGGAGUAUCUUACUAGACGACUUAUUGAUACUGAAGUUGCCAAUUUAGCCCAAGAGCCUAUUGGCAGUAACAGAAUUCUAGCAGCAUUGCAGUCCUUGUAUUUGGUCAUUGCUGGACUCUUUAAACCAUGGAUACUGGUCUUGGAUAAGGAAGAUUCAAGUAACCAGCCCUGCUACCCUUGGUUGGAGAGUGACACCCCUGUAGCAUCCACCAUGGUGUGUUUGUUUGCAGAUUGCAUCAAGCUUUUGCACGAGAGCUUUAAAGAUAAGCUGUUGCCAAGCCACCAUGGGGCUCUCUGGUUACAUCUAAUGCAUUACUGUGAAUGCUGCACAGCCCCCAAAAUGCCCGAGUUUAUUCUCUAUAGUUACCAUACUGAGUUCAGAAGGCUUCCUUGGAAAGAAAUGCAUCCAGACCAGAUGCUUAUGGAAGAGUUCUUUAAAAUUGAAAGAGGCAGCCCCAAGAGUUGUUUCCUCUUCUUGGGUUAUAUUCUGUGUGAAAUAAACUGGGUCAGUGUUCUCUCUGAUGCCUGGAAUCCCAACCCUCAUCCUCAGACUCACAGCAUGAUUGUCUGUUUGCUGUAUAUGAUGGUCCUGUUGGGAAAGGAGGAACAACUUGUAGGCGAAGAGGAAUCACCACUCAUAAAUCUUCUUGGACAAACCAGCUCCCUUCCUUGGCAGCUUGUGGGCAUUUCAUCUUAUCAAAGCAUCAUCAGCUACUGCAACAGUCACUACCCUCCCUCUGUUAUCCUUGCCAAGGAUGCUGCGGCUGAACUGAUAGUGAAGCUCCUGAAAAUCUCAGCAGGCUUUGGUGCAUCUUCAGAUAGUCACAUCCACCUUGAUGCAACCCUUAAGUGCCGAGCAUACAUUCGCCAGGCGGUUCAAUUUCUCAGCAUCUUAGAACAAAGUGGAAAGAUCACUCUUGCAGUUUUGGAACAAGAAAUGUCCAAGUUGCUGGAUGAUAUAAUCAUCUUUAAUCCUCCAGGUAUGGAUCUGCAAACACGUCACAUGGCUCUCAGCAGCCUCUUUACAGAAAUGCUGAUGAUGAUGAACAAUUCUAGCAUUACAACAGCCGAGUCGCUACGGGGCCGCUUGCGGAAGUGGGUUGACGGCAAAGUCCAUGGGGUGCUCGCAAUGCCCCUUCUCACAGCGGCGUGUCAGAGCCUGGCCUCUGUGCGACACAUGGCAGAGACGACAGAAGCCUGUAUCACUGCUUACUUCAACGAAGAUUAUCCUCACCACCAGGAUUUAGGCUGGGGCCCUAUACUUGCUUCCCUCCAAGUUCCUGAGCUAACCAUGGAAGAAUUCCUGCAGGAGUGUCUAUCUUUAGGAAGCUACUUGACCCUGUAUGUCUACCUGCUGCAGUGCCUAAACACUGACCAAACUCUUACCAACGAAAUGAAAACCCUGCUGACCAUCAACAAAUGGCUGGAGCAAGUGUACCCAAGCUCAGCAAAGGAGGAGGCAAAGCUGUUUCUCUGGUGGCAUAAAGCCAUGCAGUUGUCCUUGAUUCAGCUGGAGCAAGAUGACACCAUUCUGACUGAAUCUGUCCUUCGGACACUGCUGUCGAUCCAGGGCAGGCAGAGUCAGCUGGCUGAAGAGAGACUGACUUCUGGAAUACUUGGUGCUAUUGGACUAGGCAGGAGGUCUCCUUUAUCACCCAGGUUUCGAGUGGUGGCCCGCAGCUUGGCUGCCUUCCUCUUGGUGCAGAUUCCAGCAGAGGAUCAAGUCCGCCUGAAAGCAGGAUCAGAGCCAAAGCUGUCACAGAGGGCCCAACAGGCACUGAAUGCUCUUGAAUCUAUGGCGUCAAACAAACAAUAUAUGGAUUAUCAAGAGCAGCUCUCCCAGGCUUCUCAGUUCAUCAAGCAUCCAGAACAUUGUCUCCGAGAUGGCAAUAAUCUCUUGGCUCUGCUUAUUAACACUCUGUACCCAGAAGUGCAUUAUUUGGACAGCAUACGAUAGCGGCAC
Molecule: messenger RNA, 6303 nt
Organism: Apaloderma vittatum (bar-tailed trogon)
Lineage: Eukaryota; Metazoa; Chordata; Aves; Trogoniformes; Trogonidae
Gene: EPG5
Product: ectopic P-granules autophagy protein 5 homolog (C. elegans)
Exons: 39
Biological process (GO): autophagosome maturation
Cellular component (GO): cytoplasm
Source: RefSeq, a predicted model, not a curated record